UUUAAGGCAAUGCCAUUUGAAGUAUAGGAACAUUAGCCUAAAUAUAUUUAAUCCACUUGUUAAAGCAGUGUCAUGUAUUUGAACAGAAAUGUGUAUUCUGUUCAGUGAUAUAGGACCUAUAGGUCGAACUGUGCCGAUUGUAAAAUGAUCAUAUUGCUCCCAAUUGAGGCCAAAUUUUACAAAUUAUUUCUGAGUAUUUACCUCUGACUUUUUUACAGGCGUAGCACGGUGUUUUCCCAACAGUGAUAGUAUUUCUAAAAUAAAUUAAUAUACUGAAGUGGUCGGCCUCACUUUGCUGUAAGUGUACACGUUGCUAGGCAACACCGGAGGCUGCCAGGCACGGGUCAAGCUAGCGCUCCACGUCGCCUUUGCUAAUUUGCGUGCAACAUUUAUCUGCACGACAAUGCCUCUCAGUGCCGACGCGAAGAAACCUCCCCAUCACGACCAGAUCACGGAGAUGCAGCGAAAAAUCCAACUUCUGGAGGGCGACAGAAGCGCCUCGUAUGAGAGCUCUCAGUCCACCGUGAGGAGCAACAGCGAGCACAUCCGCCGGCUGAGGCAGGACAACAAGAGGCUCUGCAGAGAGCUGGCAGAGGCCAAUGCUGGUGAUGGAAAUAUCGUCACGAAGGCCCUUCGCAACAGCGGGUUGAAGAAGGAUGCCUACUGCAGCGUUUCAGGGAAGACCGCUCUGACAACACUCGAGCACAGGGUGCUGUCCAAGAAGAAACAACUCAAUGCCCUAAAACACACCAGCCAGACCCACCAGCGUCGCCUGGAGGAGCUGCAGAUGGAAUACCAGAGAAUGAAACCAGAGAGCAGCAGCGGAGCACCGUCUCCUGAUGCUCGCAUUUGGAAAAAGGAGGAAGAUGCCAUGAACCUGCGGGCGCUGGAGAACAGCCUGGAGAAGACCCAGUAUAAAUGCAAAGAGGCACAGAACAUCAUGGUUAACUAUCAGAAACUCAAAAGUCACCUGCAGGAGGACAGUCUCACUUUCCAGAACCAGUUGGACAGUCUGGAAGCAGACAUCCUGCAGCACAGAGAGGAGCUUCACCACAUGCAGGUCGUGAACAACAAGGCACAACUCUCUAAAGAAGCUGCUAAGCUGGACUUACAGCAGCAGGAGGAAUUGCUCUACAAGGAGCGCAAGGAGAGAGAGCGCAUUUUAGCAGGCUACAGGAAAACGGUCGAGGAGCACAAGGCCCAGGCUGAAAAAGUCGAUAGAAGGGCUCAGAGAACAACUAUGCAGCCAGAUGAGCUGAACAGUGAAGCCCAGCGCAGCACACCCAGGAUGGGGGAUGAAGAGGAAAAGGUCAUCUCCACUUUUGAGGAGGCCUUCCAACAAAUCAAGGAGGCCACCGGGGUGACAGAUGUACAGGAGAUAGUGGAGCGCUUUAUCUCCCAGAAAGAGACACACCAACAUCUGCAGAAGCUGAAGGGAGAGAAUGAGAAGGUGCUGCAGCAGCUGAAGGAGCAGAAGGAGCUCCUGGACCAACAGUACCAGGAAAUGACAUAUUCUGGAGAGGCUAAACUCUCCCGCGACCAACAGAUGCUGCAGGAGUGUGAGAUGCAACUGCGGGCUCAACAGCAGAGGUGUGAUGCUAGCGAAGAGCGCCUGGAGGGGCUUGUUAAAGCCCUCGGUACUGUCCGAGCCGGAGUGCAGCACCUUGCAGACAAACUGCAACACAUCACGCUGAGUGAGGAUACAGAGGCCUCCGGCGUGUCUCCGGACUCAGAUGAGUUUGUGGUGGAGCUGAUGACUCAGUGUGAGCUGAGGUUGCAGUUGCUCCUCGAGGAGCUUCAGGGAAAGGACUUGGCUACUACCCUGAAGGAGAUGGAGGAAGAGGAGUUCUACGUGAGGAUUGAAGGCAAACUGCCAGCUUACAACACGCGUGUCAAGCUACACGAGGAGCAAAGUCUGGACCUAUUCAAUGACGAGGAAAAGAGUGACGAGGAAGAGUCUGACAUCAUUUCGCGUGAGGCACUGAAGCGUCAAUCUCAGCUGAUCAUUGACUCUAAAUCCAAGAAAAAGUCCUGGAAUAAGAAGAAGGGAAAAUUCUGAACAGACAGAACUGUCCCAAGACUUAAAGAAAGAUAACCGCCACAAUUAUCAAUAAGUGCUGUUAAAAAAAAAACCUUAAAUUUUCAAGUAAAUUGUUGGCUGAAAUGAACAAGGAACAAUCUUAGACCCAAAAGAAACACAAGCACUAUUUCAGAUGAUGUGUUGUGAUGACGAGUAUUUGUUUUAUAAAUGUUUGUGUUGUGUUGACAGUAAUGUUCCUCUUUUUCACAUAUCAAAAAAACGCAACUAUCACUUGAUCACCAAUCCAGCCUUUAAUUU
Molecule: messenger RNA, 2338 nt
Organism: Gasterosteus aculeatus aculeatus (three-spined stickleback)
Lineage: Eukaryota; Metazoa; Chordata; Actinopteri; Perciformes; Gasterosteidae
Gene: odad3
Product: outer dynein arm docking complex subunit 3
Biological process (GO): cilium movement; outer dynein arm assembly
Cellular component (GO): ciliary basal body; ciliary rootlet; ciliary tip
Source: RefSeq, a predicted model, not a curated record